AAACGCCUACUAAAUGUAUUUACCCUAUAAAUAGACAUUACCUUCAUCCCCUGCCUCCUCUAGCAUCAACAAAAAGGGCGCGUCUGUUACUUUGGCGGCAAAGCAAAGUUCUCCCUGUUGAAUAGCAAGCCACAUUGGUUACUAUUUGCAACGAUGGUACGUACAAAGGUUGAAAUCAAGAGAAUAGAGGAUAAAGCUAAAAGGCAUACCACUUUUACAAAACGUAGACAAGGUCUUUUUAAGAAAGCCAAGGAGUUGACCAAAAGAUGUGAUGCUCAAGCAGCUGUGAUCACGUUUUCUUUGGCUGGCAAUAUCUUUGCCUUUGGCCAUCCUUCCGUUGAUGAUGUUGUGAACCGUUAUAUUGCUGCCACGUCUGCACCGGAUAUUGAUGAAGUCACGGUUCAUGAAGAGACGGUGAAGAAAGGAAAAGAUGCAGCCAUUGAGACAAAGGAUGAUGAAGAGACGCGGUCGUUUGAGGUGCAACUUAAAGAUAUGAGUAUGGAGGAGGUAGAGGAGUUGAAUGUUGCAUUGAUGGAGAUGAAGAAGAAAGUGGUUGAUAGAAUAAAUGGGAUUAUUUCGAGUUCAAAGGAUGAAGAUCUUGGAUUGCCAUAAUAUAGGUUUAGCCUUGAACUGAAUAUACUUAGGUACAUUAGUGAAUUCUUUUAACUCUCAUACUUCACUGAUAUAGAAGAAGUCACUUGGAUAAAAGAUGCAGUAGGUCUUUUAUUCUUUUUUGCUCUUUAGAGGGGUCGGGAUAUUAGUGUUUGAUUAGCUCCCCAUUGAUGCAGUUUUUAGUGGUGAAAGAUACAAUUACAAAGUGAAGUUUCUGAGCAAUUGUAGUUACCUUUACCUUAAAAAAAAAAAAAAAGGAAGUUUCUGAGCAAUUGUAGUUACUUUUACCUCAAAAAAAAAAAAAGAAGUUUCUGAGCAAUUGUAGUUACCUUUACCUCAAAAAAAGAA
Messenger RNA from Lycium ferocissimum, 960 nucleotides. Its product is annotated as MADS-box transcription factor 47-like. The record is from RefSeq and is a predicted model, not a curated record. NCBI's taxonomy places the organism in Eukaryota, Viridiplantae, Streptophyta, Magnoliopsida, Solanales, Solanaceae. Gene Ontology annotation, molecular function: DNA-binding transcription factor activity, RNA polymerase II-specific; RNA polymerase II cis-regulatory region sequence-specific DNA binding; protein dimerization activity. Gene Ontology annotation, biological process: regulation of transcription by RNA polymerase II. The transcript is spliced from 2 exons. Bases 154 to 612 code for a protein of 152 amino acids.